AUAUAAAUCCCCUUCUUUCCUAAAAUAAAGAAUUUCAAACAUCCCACCACCUAUUCCUCUCCGGCCAACCACCACCCCAACAUUUGACGGUCAACCGCAAUCUUAAUUUUUCUGUCUCACACACACACAAACACAAUUAAGGAGCUCAAAAAAAAAAAUCUGAUGGCGGCAGCAGCAGCAACAACAAUAGAAGGACAAGACAGGGUUUUAGCAACAGCACAACAGAUCGUAAAAAGCCUCAACGUCAACAAUAAAGCAACAGAAGACAUGAUUCUCAUCUUAUCAAGUUUCGAUAACCGUUUAUCAAACAUCACCGAUUUAAUCGGAGACGAAGAGUCCGGUUUCACAUCGGCUGAAAAAGUCAUCCUCCGACAAGAUUCCGCUAAUCUCGGUGAUGAUACCGAUGAGUAUUUAAGUGCUGUUGAUGCUAUUAUUAAACUAACUGAAACUUUAAACAUUGAAUCAUCACAUAAUAAUAAUAAUAAUACUGAAAAAAUCGAUAUAAUUGACCGAGCUGAAAACGCUCUCCAGUUAGCUAUGUCUAAACUUGAAGAUGAGUUUUUACAUUUGUUGAUUAAGAGUAGUGUUAGUUUAGAUAUAGAUAUGUUGUACGGAUCCAUACGUAGAGGCCCUUCCUUUGAAAUUGAUGAUGAUUUUGAAAGUGUUAGUAGUAGUUAUAGAGAUAGAGAUGCUGUUGUUGAUGAUAACGAUGGGGAUGGGAAUGGGAGUGGGAGUGCUUACUUUCAUGAUAGGGGAUUAAGUUUAGGAGGCGAUGUUUAUGUUGAUUUGAUACACACGGAUGCUACACGAGAGCUCAAGGCGAUUGCCGAUAGGAUGAUUAAGGCCGGUUACGAGAAGGAGUGUUGUCAGGUUUAUAGUAAUGUGAGAAGAGAUGUGUUGGACGAGUGUUUGUCGAUUUUGGGAGUUGAGAGACUGAGUAUUGAAGAGGUGCAAAGGAUCGAGUGGAAGGUUUUGGAUGAGAAAAUGAAGAAAUGGAUCCAAGCGGUCAAGAUUGUGGUCAAGGUUUUGUUGUAUGGGGAGAAACGGUUAUGUGAGCAAGUGUUUAGUGAGUCGGAGAUGAUUAAAGAGAUUAGUUUUGUUGAGACGACCAAAGGGUGUGUCAUGCAGAUGUUGAAUUUUGGUGAGGCGGUUGCGAUUGGGGUAAGGUCGUCUGAGAAGUUGUUUAGGAUUCUUGAUAUGUACGAUGUUGUUGCGGAUGCCGUGAGUGAUUUUGAGAUGUUGUAUACCGAUGAAGCUGGGGAGUUGGUUUGUGAGGAAGUUAAGGUUGUUUUCAAUGGGUUAGGUGAAGCGGCGAUUGGGACGUUUGUUGAGUUUGAGAAUGAUGUGAAAGGUGAGAACUCGAGAAGGGCUUUACAGGGAGGUGAGAUUCAUCCCGUGACUCGUUACGUUAUGAAUUAUCUUAAGUUGUUGGUUGAUUAUAGUGACUCGUUGAAUACUUUGUUGCCAAAUAGUCAAGAUCAUCGUGAUUUGAGUUCUAAAGAACUUGAUGACAUCGACAGUGGUGAUACUAUGUCUCCUAUUUCCUGUCGAUUGUUGUCCUUGAUUACUUCUUUGGAAGCUAAUCUUGAGGAGAAAUCAAGAUUGUAUGACGAUAAUGCACUAAGAUACAUAUUCUUGAUGAACAAUAUUCUUUAUAUUGUUCAGAAAGUUAAAGACUCUGAGCUCAGAAACCUUUUGGGGGAUCGAUGGAUACGCAAACAUCGUGGUCAGAUACGUCAAUGGCACACAAGUUAUCUUAGAUCGGCAUGGGGGAAGGCGUUAAUGUGUUUGAAAGAUGACGGGAUUGGUGUGGGAUCAAGUAGUGCUUCUAAGUUGGUUCUUAAAGAUAGAUUUAAGAACUUUAAUGCAUGUUUUGAAGAAAUAUACAGGGUACAGUCACUUUGGAGAGUCCCCGAUGGUCAACUUCGUGAAGAACUUCGAAUAUCUAUAUCUGAAAAAGUACUUCCUGCUUACCGGGCAUUUGUGGGAAGAUUUGGGAGUCAACUAGACAGCGGAAGACACGCCGGAAGAUACGUAAAGUAUACCCCUGACGAUCUAGAGAACUACUUGUCGGAUCUAUUUGAAGGAAGACCUGCAGUUUUGAACAACAUUAAAAGAAAAGGUACAUAGUAUACAGUCAUGCAAAACCCUUAGCGGGUAUGUUUAAUUUCCUGAUUCGAUCAUGAACUGUUGUUUUGGUCGUCAUCAAUGUUGUUGUUUGUGUCACAGGGUUUGGGUAGAAUGUAGUGAAUUACCCGCCUCAGUAUACUGUAAUAAUUUUGUGCAUGUAUAUUAGAUCCUCCUAAAUAUGUAACUUAUCUUACAGUCCAUGUAUUCAUUGUCAUGAAUGCAUUGCCUAAAAUUGUGUUAUGAUAUAUUUGAUGAUCUUUUGGCA
This is a messenger RNA of Erigeron canadensis, 2395 nucleotides long. RefSeq names its product exocyst complex component EXO70B1. Bases 163 to 2130 code for a protein of 655 amino acids. The transcript has a single exon. The record is from RefSeq and is a predicted model, not a curated record. Gene Ontology annotation, biological process: exocytosis. Lineage: Eukaryota; Viridiplantae; Streptophyta; Magnoliopsida; Asterales; Asteraceae. Gene Ontology annotation, molecular function: phosphatidylinositol-4,5-bisphosphate binding. Gene Ontology annotation, cellular component: exocyst.